Molecule: messenger RNA, 459 nt
Organism: Colletotrichum phormii
Lineage: Eukaryota; Fungi; Ascomycota; Sordariomycetes; Glomerellales; Glomerellaceae
Exons: 3
Coding region: 1-459 (152 amino acids)
Source: RefSeq, a predicted model, not a curated record
AUGGGGUCAUUCCGCAGCGUCAUCGCCGAAGACGAAGUCUUGAAGGGAUUCGAGAGAGUCGGCACCGUCACCGUUGAGGAGCCCGAGAAACCUCUCCUCAACUACAAGCCGGAGGAGGACAUGCGCUCGUGGAAGAACCAGAGCCCCAUUUUCCUCGCGCAGCUGCAGCUCUUUCUUGAGGCUCUCGUCGCAGCUCAUGACGAGGCCGAAGACUGUAUUACCGACCUCGAUAUCGGAGGUGAUUCCUACCUCGCCAAGAGGCGGCGCCGCCGCAAGCGCGUCAAGUACACGAAGGGACUUGCGGUCUACAAGAACCAAAGCAAGGCGGUACUCGAGAUCGAAAUGAGAGUCAUCCGGGGCGGUAACAUGGGAGAGGCCCUCCAGGCAGCUUUCGAUCGUGUUCAAACUGCUCUCAUCGAGAACAUGGUGCGCGUCAAUUUGCUGUUGAGCAUGCUCUGA